Molecule: messenger RNA, 2344 nt
Organism: Symphalangus syndactylus (siamang)
Lineage: Eukaryota; Metazoa; Chordata; Mammalia; Primates; Hylobatidae
Product: zinc finger and SCAN domain-containing protein 5A
Biological process (GO): regulation of gene expression
Cellular component (GO): nucleus
Source: RefSeq, a predicted model, not a curated record
GCAUGCGCCUGGGGCGAGGACGUGGGAGGAGGGGGAGAUUCGUGGGAGGACCGAGCCCGGGGAUGGGACUGGAGGAGUUUCCGUGACCUUGCGGGCUGUAUGUGCUGAGGGACAGCUUUCUUUAAAUAAUAAUAUGCGUGCAGGCGCCCUGCAUGAUUCCUGGCCGCGUGCUUUCUAGUAAGUGCGCAGAGACUUUUCGCAAGAAUUGAUUCACUCUUUUUUCCUUCCCUCCCGAUUUUUGAUUGGAAACCCAGACUUCCUUUCACGCCUGUCGCCAGGUUAACUAGGUCACUGUUUGCUCUCAGGAGCAACCCUGUCUCCCGCAGUUCGCUUGGUCCUUGAUUACAGGGGAGGUUCCCUGCUCAAGCUCUCUUCUCUUGUCUGCUGCCAUGUGAGACGUGCCUUUGACCUUCUGCCAUGAUUGUGAGGCCUCCCCAGCCACGUGAAACUACUUCUGAAUGAACAGUGAAUCUAUUACUGAGGAAAACAAGAGGAAGCCUGUGUAGAUAGGUAUCAAUUAGAUACCAGCUACUGGAAGAGCUUUCUCAGAGACUGAUUAAAAAAUUCUCCACUAGAUAUGGCUGCAAAUUGCACAUCCUCGUGGCGUCUAGGAGAAUCCUGCAACAGACCUGGGUUGGAGCUGCCACGGUCUAUGGCAUCCUCAGAAACUCAACUUGGAAAUCACGACGUGGACCCUGAGAUUUCUCACGUGAACUUCAGGAUGUUCAGCUGCCCAAAGGAGUCGGACCCCGUCCAGGCUCUGAGGAAACUCACUGAGCUGUGCCAUCUGUGGCUGAGGCCCGACCUCCACACCAAAGAGCAGAUCCUGGACAUGCUGGUGAUGGAGCAGUUCAUGAUCUCCAUGCCCCAGGAGCUCCAGGUCUUAGUCAUGAUGAAUGGUGUGCAGAGCUGCAAAGACCUGGAGGACCUGCUACGAAAUAACAGAAGACCCAAGAAAUGGUCUGUGGUCACCUUCCACGGAAAGGAAUACAUUGUGCAGGACUCAGAUGUCGAGAUGGCUGAAGUCCCUGCCAGUGUCGGAGAUGAUCAGAGAGACGUGUCCAGCCAGCGGGCCUCCUCUGUGAAUCACAUGCGUCCAGGCAAAGGCCAGGCCCGCCGAGAGCUGCAGACCCUGCCCAGGGUCCCUGCACUGUCCAGGAGGCAGGGAGAGGACUUUCUGCUACACAAGAGUAUUGACACAAAAGGUGACCCAAAGUCUCCGAGACCCAAGCAGACCUUGGAGAAGGAUCUGAAGGAAAACAGCGAAGAGAACCCAGGACUGACAUCCCCAGAGCCUCAGCUUCCAAACAGUCCCAGUGUGGUGGGAGCUAAGGAGGGGAAGGAACCCCCAGAAACAGCCUCUGUGGAAAAUGUGGAUGCUGACACACCUUCUGCCUGCGUUGUGGAGAGAGAAGCUUUGACUCACAGCGGGAGCAGAGGAGACGCUCUGAAUCUGAGAGGUCCCAAAAGAAGCAAACCAGACGCCACCUCCAUUUCCCAAGAAGAGCCUCAAGGAGAAGCCACACCUGUGAGCAACAGAGAAUCCCCGGGACAAGCUGGGAUGAAUUCAAUUCAUUCCCCAGGCCCUACGAGCCCAGUCAGUCACCCGGAUGGCCAAGAAGCCAAGGCACCGCCGCCCUUUGCAUGUGACGUGUGUGAGAAGAGGUUCACGUGUAAUUCCAAGCUAGUAAUCCACAAGAGAUCACACACAGGAGAGAGACUCUUUCAAUGUAAUCUCUGCGGGAAGCGCUUCAUGCAGCUUAUUAGCCUCCAGUUUCACCAGCGAACCCACACUGGCGAGAGGCCCUACACGUGUGAUGUCUGCCAGAAGCAGUUCACCCAGAAGUCCUACUUGAAGUGUCACAAGAGAAGCCACACAGGGGAGAAGCCCUUCGAAUGUAAAGACUGCAAGAAAGUUUUCACCUACAGGGGGAGCCUGAAGGAGCACCAGCGCAUCCACUCCGGAGAGAAACCCUACAAAUGUUCCAAGUGUCCGAGAGCCUUCAGUCGGCUGAAAUUGUUAAGACGCCACCAGAAAACUCAUCCAGAAGCUACUUCUCAGUGAUUGCAUAAUCCGGUGUAUGCCUUCUGCACCAAGAAGUGAAUGAUAUUUUUUAUCAGUGUUAUCAGAUGACAUUUGACACGUGCAAGGGUGCCUGGCACACAGAGGGAGUUCCCUAGAUAGGAAUUGCCAGGAUGUUUGAGUAAAUAUGUAUCCUCCCCACUGAGCUUUGUUUUCUGUUUCAUUACGUCCAUUGUUGUCUUAUAGGUUUAUUUUGGUUUGUGUCGCUAUUCUUUCAAUAAACGAUCAUCUUAUUAGUUUUCAAUAUUGCAUAAUGAAAAA